AUGAACUUCAGCACAAUUUGGGACAAGUGCUCCCGACGGCGUACAGACGCCAUUUUGCGUGAAUGGCAGUUCUGGCGUUAUGUGGACAAAGAUCCUGAGACGGGCGCUAAUGCCCAGUUGAAGUCUCGUAUGCGCAGCUGUCCGCACAAUUGGAUUCGCAAAGAGUACUCGUGCCCUGGCUGGAUCCCUCUCGUGGCCGACGGUAUGGGAAACUAUUUGGGUGUUGAUCUUUCACCUGAUCCCCGUGGUAGUGGAAAGCCUGGGCAGGUCAUUUUGUUUGGCCGUGAUUUUGAUACAAAGGUGGUACUGUGGGGAUGCGAUGGUGCCGAUGGAUGGGCCAAGUUCUUGCUGACAUUUAUUGAUGAAUUGGAAGCUGGCACGACGUAUAAAGUGGAAGGCGUCGGGGAAGGUGAAGGAGCAGGCACCGAGGAUGACAUUGGCUACCAGUCCUACUUUGAUGCAGCAGGUGACGUGGGCGGUGAGGGACGUGUGCAGUUCCAACUGACAGGUGAAUACAUGCAUUGGCCUGUAUUGGACAGCUGGGCUGACCGCUCUAUGCGUGCUUGGGUAACAGCAGGAAUGGCGUCUCGUCGCUUGUCAGAGGCGGGCUCAGAAGCAUCCUCGAUCAAUGAGAUCAGAGAUGUGUCCACCUCGUCGACUGCUAUUGAUCCUAUGGAUCCGUUGAUGAUGCGUUCUCGUGCUUCCCAAAAGUCAAGAACCAUGACGCCGCGUGCUUCCCGGCCAUCGACCCCCUACUCGCAACGCCAUUUGUCCUCUCGACGCCAGUCCCAAGAGUCAGGUACUGCUUCACCUACAAAGAGACGCGCGAUGCCUGUUCCACUACCUCUUCUCGACCUACCGACAAUCGAAGAUUUACGCGCUGCUGAGGCUGCGGAAGCGGCCAGGUUGUCACGCGAUGGCUCGCGACUGGAUCACUUGCGGCCAUUUGCCUUGGGCUCUGGAAAGCGGUCGCCUAUGUACAGCAAUGUGGUCAGUUCUUCUGUAUCGGUACCUAUGGACGAAACAUUGGAAAUGACGGACCGGGGGGGCAUGCUUCCAUCUACCAACCUUGAUGAAGGUCGUGUUCCAUCUCGGCCAUCCCUUGGCCAAAAAUACUCAUUGGGAUCAAGAAGUACAGCUCAGCUAAUUGAUUCCAGUGCGAGCCACAAUGAAGUGCAUGGGCAAGUGAUCGAUAUACCCCCUUCACCAACCCAUUAA
Molecule: messenger RNA, 1218 nt
Organism: Malassezia pachydermatis
Lineage: Eukaryota; Fungi; Basidiomycota; Malasseziomycetes; Malasseziales; Malasseziaceae
Product: glucan synthesis protein
Exons: 2
Coding region: 1-1218 (405 amino acids)
Biological process (GO): regulation of fungal-type cell wall biogenesis
Cellular component (GO): mating projection tip
Source: RefSeq, a predicted model, not a curated record